Pisolithus orientalis is the source of this 237-nucleotide messenger RNA. RefSeq lists its product as uncharacterized. NCBI's taxonomy places the organism in Eukaryota, Fungi, Basidiomycota, Agaricomycetes, Boletales, Pisolithaceae. The coding region runs from base 1 to 237 and encodes 78 amino acids. The transcript has 2 exons. The record is from RefSeq and is a predicted model, not a curated record.
AUGAAGAUCGCCAAAGCUGAACUCGCCAAAGUCAAGGCUCUACAUGACUUCGAGUUACAGGUGAUCAACAUCCACGAUAGAGGACAGGAAAUGUGGAAGGGGAGAUAUGUCUACUGGAUACCUGUACUUCACCUGGACGGAGAGGAGAUAGCCAAAGGUUGCUGGGGUGCUUCAACGGUGCUGACGGCUUUGCGAGAGCGUUAUUCAGGACUGGAUUCCGGGAGCCCACCAAAAUAG